AUGGCAGGCAAGCGGAAGGUUGAGGCGGUACUGCUCGGGUUCAGCGACGGCGACAUGGCAGCGUCGGAUGACACAGACGCGUUCACAUGCAAGCUGGGCGGCAAGCCCGUCUGGCUGGACACGGCAUCGGCGAUCCCGUCGCAGACAUCAACGGCGGUCUGCCAGCAGUGCGGGUCAGGCAUGAUCCAGCUCCUCCAGGCGUAUGUGCCGUUGAACGACUCUGCCUACGACCGGGUCUUGUACGUGUGGGCGUGCAACCGACGCGAGUGCUCAGGCAAGGCAGGGGCAGCGCGGGCGGUACGCGGGCACGUGCUGAACCGCGAGUACGCAAUGAAGCUGAUCCGCAGCGCCAAGGCGAACAAGCCAAAGCAGAGCGCAUUCGGCUCCGGACCGUUCGGCUCCGGCAAGGUGGAUUUCGGCAGCGUGUGGAAGACAAACGCAGCAGAAACCAGCGCGCCGAUGUUCUCGGGCCCGCUGUUUGGCAGCACUGCCCGGACGGAGCUGGCAGACGAUCUGGCAGACGAUCUGGCAGUGCUGGAGAUUGACGGGGGCGAGCGCAUCGAAUGGGUUGAUGUGGUGCAGGUGCCGGCCCAGUAUCUGGCCAUAGACGAGGAAGUGCUGGAGACGCCGGCAGCGGACGAGCAGGACAUGCAGAUGGAGCAGGCGGCGCUGGGGGAUGACGUGGGCGGCGAGCAGUGGAGCGGCGAGCAGUACGAGCGGACGGUGCGGCCGCAGGGCACGGACGCGGCGUUCGAGCGGUUCGUGGAGACGGUCGCAAAGAACCCGGCGCAGACAAUCCGGUACCAGUUCGGCGGCUCGCCGCUAUUCUACAGCUUCCAGGACGGCACGGCGCAGAUGCUGGGGCCGACCGCCCACGAGGACUCGGACGACGAGGACGCUGUGCCGCGCCGGUACUCGACCGACCGGCUGCCAAGGUGCCAGCACUGCAGUGGGCGGCGGGUGUUUGAGUGCCAGCUUAUGCCGGCGCUGCUGACGGUGUUGCCGCUGGCCGCGCACGUAAAGGGGCAGGGCAAGACGGAGAUGGACGCAAAGUGGUUCGGAACCAUGAUGGUGUUUUCGUGCGAGAACGACUGCCAUGGAGGCCGCACCGGCACGCAGUACCUGGGCAACAACGGCGCCAACAUGGACCGCUAUGCAGCCCCCGCCUACUACGAGGAAUGCGUGCUGUCGUCAUCGCCGCCCUCCUUGCGUACAUUGCACGGCCAGUCGCCCGGCAGCCGGCGCCGGCCAGUGCUGCGCGACGGCAUAGACAUGGCAGCAUAUGCGCCAAACGAGCCCAAGCCGGUGCGGGCGGCGUUUGUGGUGCUGGUACGCAACAGCGAGCUGGUGGGGAUGAAGCGGGCGAUGCGGCAGAUCGAGGACCGGUUCAACCACGCAUUCAACUACCCGUACGUGUUCCUGAACGACGUGGCCUUCACCGACGAGUUCAUGGCUGAGACGACGGCAAUGACCAAGGCCAACACCACAUACGGCGUGAUCCCGCAUGCGCACUGGUCGUACCCCGAACAAAUGCACGCUGCUGGGGUGUUCUAUGCGCUGAGCGAGAGCUACCGCCACAUGUGCCGGUUCAACAGCGGCUUCUUCUUCCGCCACCCGCUGCUGGACGACCUGGACUACUACUGGCGCAUCGAGCCCGACGUCGAGUACUCGUGCGACAUUUCCUACGACCCGUUCCUGUUUAUGCACCGCAACAACAUAAAGUACGGCUACACCAUUGCCCUGCACGAGUACCCCGAGACCAUCCCCACCCUGUGGGCCACGGUCAAGCAGUUCAUUGCCCAGCACCCGCACUUUGUCCGCCACAAGCCGGGCUUCCGCUGGCUGUCGGACGACGGCGGCGAGACGAUACAACGGCUGCCACUUUUGUACCUGGAGUACUUUGACUUCCUCGACAGGGCGGGCGGCUUCUUCUACGAGCGCUGGGGCGAUGCCCCCGUGCAUGCCAUUGCCGCCGCGCUGAUGCUGCAGAAGGACGAGAAAAGCGCCGUCCACCACUACUGGGCGUCGUGCACCAAGGACUGGCUGGCGCUGCCCGACGCCAAUGCCACCGAGCCCGACACCAAUGCUAUCGAGCCUGACACCAAUUCUAUCGAGCCCGAGUCGAGCUGAUCCAGAUAGUUCCAUCCUGAUACACAAUAUAUUCCAAAU
Molecule: messenger RNA, 2169 nt
Organism: Linderina pennispora
Lineage: Eukaryota; Fungi; Kickxellomycota; Kickxellomycetes; Kickxellales; Kickxellaceae
Exons: 7
Coding region: 1-2130 (709 amino acids)
Biological process (GO): protein O-linked glycosylation; protein N-linked glycosylation; cell wall mannoprotein biosynthetic process
Cellular component (GO): Golgi apparatus; cytoplasm; membrane
Molecular function (GO): alpha-1,2-mannosyltransferase activity
Source: RefSeq, a predicted model, not a curated record